Molecule: messenger RNA, 837 nt
Organism: Bathycoccus prasinos
Lineage: Eukaryota; Viridiplantae; Chlorophyta; Mamiellophyceae; Mamiellales; Bathycoccaceae
Exons: 1
Coding region: 1-837 (278 amino acids)
Molecular function (GO): GTPase activity
Source: RefSeq, a predicted model, not a curated record
AUGCCGUACGCGCAACUGGUGAUUGGCCCAGCCGGCUCGGGGAAGUCCACGUACGUGGAAACGAUUUUCCAACACUGUUCGGCGUUAGGCCAACGCAGACAUUGCAUCAAUUUGGACCCGGCUGCGGACCAAUUUAACUACCCGGUGACGGCGGAUGUGAAAGAUUUAAUCACCGUCGAUGACGUGAUGGAUGAGUUGGAUUUAGGACCAAACGGUGGUUUAAUGUAUUGCAUGGAGUAUUUAGAGGAUAAUUUGGACGAUUGGUUAUCCGAGGCGUUAGAAGGGUUCGGGGAAGACGACUGCGUGAUUUUCGACUGUCCAGGACAGAUUGAGUUGUAUUCGCACCACACGUGUUUUAGGACGUUCGUGGAUAAGUUGAGAGAUUGGGGGUGGCAAACCGUCGCGGUGUAUAUAUUAGAUUCGACAUUUAUCACGGACGGGGCGAAGUUUAUCGCUGGGUGUUUGCAAGCGCAGUCGGCGAUGAUGCUGUUAGAGUUGCCGCACGUCAACGUUUUGUCGAAAGCGGAUUUGUUGGAGGAUCAAAGCGUUUUAGAGCCGUAUCUGUGGCCAGAUCACAGUCGAUUAGCGGAGGAGUUAAACGAGAGCAUGCCGAGCGAGUAUAGAAAGCUGAACACUAUGUUAGCGCAAUUGAUGGAUGAUUAUUCGUUGAUUGCGUUUGCAAAAUUGGACAUCAGCGACGAGGAGUGCGUGGCGGACGUGUUGUAUCGCGUAGAUAACGCGAUUCAGUUCGGGGAAGACGCGGACGUGAAAACGAGCAGAGAUUUAGAAUUGGGGGACGAGCAAAGUGGGCAGUUACCGGAAGGGUACUACGAUUAG